AUGCGCAUUACGCCUGCGCGAUUGAGAGUCUCCGUGGCGUUUCCAUUUGGCUGCGGAAGAGACAUGCCUAGUACGUUGCCUCAUAAUGCGGUACAGAGAGACUACCAGGUGAGUACUUCUGUUGUUCAAUGGUUACCUCGUCUCAUCGCUGCCACAGUGUGCAUUGCGCAUCAUCAACAGUCGACAAAGACGCAAUAGGCCGAAGACUGCAUCGGGCAAUGAUGCCCAAGUGUCUUCGGAAAGCGGUACACCAGACUUGCGAGGUACACCAGGAAUUGCUGGCAUGUCAUUGUGGCUUCAAAAACUCGGCCAUUCGGUAAAUCGAUCGCAUUGAGCCUUUGCUUCGAGUGGUCCUGGCACUACUGACCAAACGCCAAGGAAGACGACAUCAACCGAUUAAAUAUCGUUCAUGUCGCGGGAACCAAGGGCAAAGGCAGUACUUGCGCAUUCACGGAAUCGUUGCUACGAGUCCACGGACGAAGGACAGGCUUCCCAAGCAAGACGGGUCUAUAUACCUCUCCCCAUUUGAUAAAUCCUGAAGAACGCAUACGGAUCAAUACCGAGCCUAUAUCGCAGAAUACGCUUGCGAAGUACUUCUUCGAAGUAUACGAUCACCUGACGCAACUAGCCGAAGAAUUCGACCCGUCCAAGGAAAUUGUGCAUCGAGGACCGGGGUAUCUCCAGCUCUGGGCACUCCUCGCAUUCCACGUAUUCAUUCGCGAGCAGGUGGAUGUUGCUAUACUGGAGACACACUGUGGAGGCCAAUACGAUGCGACAAACAUCGUCCAAAAACCCAUUGUCACUGCUAUAUCGACUCUAGGCAUGGACCAUAUUGAUAUGCUAGGUCCAACCAUCGAGAAUAUCGCCUGGCAUAAAGCGGGCAUUUUCAAGCUUGGAGCACACGCCCUCUCAUCACCUCAAGAGGCGACUGCGGCCAGAAUGCUAGAAGAACGAAGUGCGGCUGUGCACCAACCGGUCCGCUUCAUCGACCCUAGACCUCUCGGCCUCAAGCCCCAGAUCCAAAAUACCAACGCCUCUCUUGCAAUAGAGGCCAGUAACGCUUACCUUCAAACGUGUGCACCAGACCCGGCAUCCGCCUUGACCGAAGAAGACGUGGUGACGGGUCUUUCGCACCUCUCCUGGCCGGGCCGCUUCCAGACCAUACACGACCCGCAGAAGGAUCACUGCACCUGGUACUUGGACUCCGCCCACAAUGACAUGUCCGUGAAACUCGCGGCGGAAUGGUUCGCGGCUGAAACCGAGGCUGUCGAGGCAACGCGGAUCCUAAUAUUCUCCCACAUCAACGAAUUGCGCUCGGCGUCCGCAUUGCUUCGCACGCUCGGAGAAGCGCUGAAGACGAACGGCGCGCUCGUGGACCAUGUCAUCCUCAGUACAUAUGACGAAUCCUCCGCGGCCUCGGGUGCAACAACAACAGAUUCGAUUCAAGAUUCACACAAGCUCUUGCAGGUCGUCUGGGGUGCGAUUCUUCCUGACAGCAAAGUUUGGAGUGAGCCGACAAUCCAGGGCGCUAUUGCACGGGGGAGAGAGCUAGGCAACGGCGACCCGAAUGGAAUGCAAACACUGAUUACUGGCAGUCAGCACUUGGUCGGCCCUGCGCUGCGGAUCCUUGAAAGGCAACCGACAAUUCCAUGA
Molecule: messenger RNA, 1653 nt
Organism: Lecanosticta acicola
Lineage: Eukaryota; Fungi; Ascomycota; Dothideomycetes; Mycosphaerellales; Mycosphaerellaceae
Source: the annotation of a GenBank genome assembly